This is a messenger RNA of Elgaria multicarinata webbii, 411 nucleotides long. RefSeq names its product ly6/PLAUR domain-containing protein 2-like. The transcript has 3 exons. Lineage: Eukaryota; Metazoa; Chordata; Lepidosauria; Squamata; Anguidae. The record is from RefSeq and is a predicted model, not a curated record. Bases 1 to 411 code for a protein of 136 amino acids. Gene Ontology annotation, cellular component: plasma membrane.
AUGGUGAAGAAUUUUGCAAGAGGCAAGGUGGAAGUGCUUCUCUCUACAUUGCUGGCUGCUGUUUUGUAUGCUGAGUUUGCCCAAGCUUUGCGGUGCUACUCAUGCCAGGAGCCCACAACGGCUGAAAAAUGCAUGGCCAUUGCCAAUUGCUCUAAGAACGACACCAUGUGCAAGAUGACGAUGUACUCCCGUGAGGAAGUAUUUCCUUUUGUAGGUGAUGCGACUGUCACACGGUCUUGUUCUUCAAGAUGCAUCCCAUCUGACGCAGAUGAGAUUGGUUCGACACGUCCCGUCACCUGCUGCAACACUGACCUCUGCAACCGUGACACUGCGGCCAGUAUACAGGUCAACUACGUUGCAGUGUGGACUUCAGCUGCUUCUUUCUUUAUCCUCCUCAGCCCUGGACUGUGA